GUGAAGAAAAAAUACUGACUGCAUACGCACGAUCACAGCAAUUACCGACUGACAUACUAGAAAAUAAAGACAAACAAACAGAAAAGACCGGCCAAGAAGAGACUGGAAUCAACACAAUCAAAACAACAAAAAAGAAACGAAAGCUCAAAUUGUGUUUGGCAUAUUUUAGUAGUUUUUACAGCCAACUGGAUGUCAUACUUGACAAACCGAAUAGAAAAUUGCACCAAAAGACUUAUCUUCUCUACACAGUAGGAAUCUACACCUCGUAGGACAUAUCUACAUGUACGAUGGAAAAUGCAGUCACUCAUCUACCAGGAAUGGCUAAUAGAACAGAAGAGACAGACGUGAAUGUCGCAACAAUUAGCAAUUCAUCUGGCGAAUACGAGUGGCGAGUUUACGUGCUAAUCGUCCAGCUUUUGACUUUCUCCGUUCUUGGAAGCAUCGGAAAUGCUAUUGUCGUUUAUAUUUAUUCCAAUAAGAAAGAGAAAGUAACAUCUAACAUCUUCAUAAUAAGUUUAGCAAUUGUCGACUUAUUUACCUGCAUGGUUGUGAUUCCGUUUACAGUGAUAGUGGAAUCUCUUGAAUACAAGGUCGUCUAUGAUGGCUUUUGCAAAAUGUAUUUCUUCUUAAUAACAUCGAAUGUGCCAUUUUCAAUGUUUAUUAUGGUAGCUAUCGCAUUCGAUCGUUACUUUUGUAUUUGCCAUCCUUUUCUUGGAGUGAUGACCGUAAAAAGGGCGAAAAUACUUAUUUCCACACUUGGUCUCUCAGCAAUCGGCCUUGGCGUCUUCACCAGUCUUAUGCAUGGUAUGUAUAAGAAGUAUGAAAUACCAGGUGAUUAUAAUACAACCGUUGGCAGCUUAGAUAUACGAACUGAAGCCUACAACGAUACUUUGCUAUUUGGAUUCGAAAAUAGACUUAAAUCAUCUCCUGUGCCAAGUUAUACUUACAAUUACUCUGCUGAAUGUGGUCCUAAUAUUAUCAUCAUAAAUGAAUCAACACGCAAAGCUUAUCAAAAGUUUUAUUCAUUUCUAUUUUUGGUUUCCUUUCUAAUCAUUGCUGUACUUUAUGCUCUAAUUGUAAGAUUUGUUGUACUGAAAAGAUCUUGGCGCAACAAGACCAAAUACACAGCUCCCACGUCUACUACUGUGACACAAGAUACUGUACUAGAUGAAACGUGCGAAAAUAAUGCUACGGAAGCAACAAAAGCAGGAAAGAAAGAUACAGUGAAAAAUGGAAAAGAUGGUGCAUCAAAGAGGACUCAGCGAAAACAUGAUAAAGUUAAAGAACGGACUCAGUCUUCAAACCUGAAAAUUGCCGGCGUACUUUUUGUUGUGACGUUGGUAUUUGUCAUAGCAUUUCUUCCAGGCUGGUUAAUGGCGCAUGCAGUUCUCCCACAGAACAAAAUUGUAUUUUAUAUGUAUUUUAUGUAUAAUGUUGCCAACCCUGCUAUAUAUGCUUUCAUGAAUCCAAUUUUCAGAAAAGACAUGAAAAAAAUAUUGCAUUGUACAUAGAAGGGUAUUACAAUGACUGAUAUUUAAAUACAUGUACUGAUGUCUUAAUUUCAUGUACCUCUUCGAAUAUAAGGUACCUCUUUGUAUAUAUUGGUACCUCCCUUAAUAUAUAGAAAAUGUAUCCAUACCUAUCACAUAUUUUCUAUGAAACUUUAUCAAUAAUUAUCUGAACUCAUCCUUUCUUACGCAUAUUGAAUGUCUAUAUGCCAUACAGGUCUACUAACACAUUCUCCACUAGCUGUGAAGUUAACAUAUACAAAAUAUAACUGACGCUUUGCCAAACAGUGUAGGAAUCUGAUACGUAAAACACACAGAUCUUAAUCUAUUUCCACUUGUCGGUCACAUUCACACAAAGUUAUAUGAUUAUAAUUACCUGAAUGCAUAUAUAUCAUACAUAAAUAUUGCAAACAUUUGCACGUGUUCGUACUUCAAAGUAUCUUGUUAACACAAUGUACUUAACAAACAAUAUGUUUGGUACAGAAAAACUCAAAACAGAAUCAUAAAUAUUAUUACACCGUAUUUUACUAACAUUUGCACAUUCAAACAUUAACGAUACUACUAAAUAUACAAAGUACACGUCUAAAAAUAUAACAAUCCCUUUGUGAUUUCAUAGAAAAUGUGAUCUUAAUAGAACGUUCGAGCAAUCUGCCAAUUUAUUAUCAACGUGAGUGGAAAUGGUGUACCAGUUUAGAAUAUGAGAACAGUUUAUAACCGCUUUUCCACUUAUUGUCGCUUUUGUAUUAGGAUACCAGUCGUGGCUCAAACAGUGAAGAGCCAAUCUAGUUUGUUCUUAAAAUUUUUAUGUUUGUAGUCCUAGAACGGUGAAUCAUUGUUCGCAGUUGAAAUACCAUCGAAAGCAGAACUUGGCUUCCAUCACUACCAGGUCGACAGAAUAAAUGAAUAAAUGAUAGUAAUCACUCGUUUCUUUUCA
Molecule: messenger RNA, 2442 nt
Organism: Octopus sinensis (East Asian common octopus)
Lineage: Eukaryota; Metazoa; Mollusca; Cephalopoda; Octopoda; Octopodidae
Product: cholecystokinin receptor type A-like
Exons: 3
Coding region: 288-1511 (407 amino acids)
Biological process (GO): neuropeptide signaling pathway
Cellular component (GO): membrane
Molecular function (GO): G protein-coupled peptide receptor activity
Source: RefSeq, a predicted model, not a curated record